CUACCUAGGAGGAGACUCAGAUAAAAGGGAGGAAGCUCAGCAGAACUGACAGUAGAACAGAGUGCAGAAACAGCACAGGAGCUGAACCUUUUCACUGAGGGAGCACGGAGCAGGUGGAAAGUAGCAGAGGUUAUGAUGAACUCUGAUGCCCUUUCCUGUAAAGACUGUACAUCCUGGCAGGGGCUCCUGCUCACAGUCUCCAUUUUAACAUGCUGGCUGCUUCCCACUACUGCCCAGAUCACUAUUGAAUCAGUGCCUCCCAUUGCUGUUGAAGGGGAUAAUGUUCUUCUGUUUGUGCAAAAUUUGCCAGAGAAUGUUCAAACCCUUUCCUGGUACAGAGGAGGUAAACUGCUCAAGAUGUUUGAAAUUGCAAGACAUGUGAUAGCUACCAAUUCUAGUGUGAUGGGACCUGCACACAGUGGUAGAGAGACAGUGCUCAAUAAUGGAUCUCUGAUGAUCAAGAAUGUCACCAGAAAAGUCUCGGGAUACUACACUCUACAAAUACUUGAUACAACCUCAAGACGUGAAAUAACACGUGCAGAAUUCUUUGUACAGAGCCCAAUUUUAGGCUUCAGAAAGCGUCCUACUUCUUCUCAACUUAAAAUUGAGUUUGUGCCAUCUAGGAUUGAAGAAAACGAUGAUAUUCUUAUGCUGGUUUAUAAUCUGCCAGAGAAUCUUCAAGGCUUUGUCUGGCACAAAGGGGUAUUACCAGUUGACCAUUUUAAGAUAGCAAGCCAUUCAUUCCUCACCAAUUCAACCAUGAUGGGGCACACAUAUUUAGACAGACUGACAGUAUGCAGUGAUGGAUCCCUGGUGCUCUCGAAGGUCUCACAGGAAGACACAGGACUUUACAGCCUACGAACCAUACCUGUGGGUUUGAUAUCAGAAUCUGCCAUUGUGUACCUCAAAGUAAACAAACAUGGAAGACAGGCUUCAGGCAAUCAACAACCACCACAUCAACAAAGGAUGUCGAAGAAACAAAUACAGAAGUUGGACAUGUGCUUUUCUUCUGUUUCUGUUACAAUCUAUUACAAUUAAAUAUCUUUGUGCUUACCAGUA
Messenger RNA from Mus caroli (Ryukyu mouse), 1059 nucleotides. Its product is annotated as cell adhesion molecule CEACAM3-like. Gene Ontology annotation, biological process: regulation of immune system process; signal transduction. Gene Ontology annotation, molecular function: protein tyrosine kinase binding. Gene Ontology annotation, cellular component: cell surface; plasma membrane. The record is from RefSeq and is a predicted model, not a curated record. Lineage: Eukaryota; Metazoa; Chordata; Mammalia; Rodentia; Muridae.